AUGAUUCCUAUGGCAUCAGGAUAUGGGUAUAAUGGAGGUAUUGGAAGAUGUUUUAAUUUCUGGCAAGAAUUUCGUAAAUGUUAUGCAAUGGCAAAUCGACCAGAAGAUUGUAUAAUGGAGAAAGAAGAUUAUUUUGAAUGUUUGCAUCAUACAAAAGAGAUUGCACGUGCUAAAAAAAUUAAAGCUCAAGAAUUAAAGAUGAUAGAAAAACGUAGAGAAGAAGAUCAAAUAGCAAAAAAGAAAUUAGAUUCUAAAACUGACGUGAAUCGUUUGGGAAUUGUAGAAGAAAAAAAUCAAGAAAAUAAAAGUUCAUGA
Molecule: messenger RNA, 315 nt
Organism: Entrophospora sp. SA101
Lineage: Eukaryota; Fungi; Glomeromycota; Glomeromycetes; Entrophosporales; Entrophosporaceae
Source: the annotation of a GenBank genome assembly